GUAGGGCCUUGUUUUGAGGCGCCGAGAAGAAGAAGAAGGAAAAAGCCCAACAUGGGGAUCCUAGUAAUGGACGGAGGGGGUCUUUGAGAGCGCCUCGCUUCAAGGGGUUUGAGGGAGACGGCGGUUGAAGGGACGAUGUGGUGCUUGUCGAGCUCGAGCGGGGUGGAAAAGGCGGGAAGCCCUCGCCACGCCUUGGAGGGGAGACGGGAAGGCUCAGCGGCCUAUGGCGGAGGAUCUGCUGGAAAUCAAGAUGCUCAGAAUACAAGCAUUCCUUGGGAUGAAAGCACUCAGUUGCCUGCAACAAGCCAAGGAUAUGUCCUUCCUGAAGGGAAAAUCAUGCCAAAUACCGUUUUUGUGGGAGGAAUUGAUAUAAGGAUGGAUGAGACGGAAAUUCGGAACUUCUUUGCACGAUAUGGCACAGUUAAAGAAGUGAAAAUAAUCACUGAUCGAACUGGUGUAUCCAAAGGGUAUGGAUUUGUUUCAUUUUUGGACAAUGUAGAUGUACAGAAAAUAGUUGAAUCACAAAUCAACUUUCAUGGAAAGAAACUUAAACUAGGACCUGCAAUAAGAAAACACCCAAACUUAUGUGCCUAUCAUGUGCCACCCAGGCCUGUGCUUAUUAAUUCACCCACACCUCAGUUCCACAGUGUUUGGAAUAACCAAGAAACAUAUAUGCAGCCUCCAGCCAUGAUGAGCCCUGUCACACAGUAUAUUCAGACAUAUCCCUAUGGUUCGCCAGCUUUAUUAAUUCAGCAUCAAGUUCCUAUGGGAUACCAGCCAACUUACAAUUAUCAGGUUCCACCCCAAUGGCCUCCUGGAGAGCCAAGAAAUUACAUUGUGCCCCCGGCAUAUACCACAAUGAAUUAUGGUGGUGAAAUGGAUGUAGGUACUGACCAGUUGGAGUGUUCUAUGGCUGACACUGCCCAAUCUUGUGCAAAUAGUCCACAAAAGAAAUCUGUGGACCGAAGCAUACAGACAGUAGUAUCAUGUCUGUGUAAUCCAGACAGUCGAUUGAGGAACAAUAUUGUAACUCAAGAGGACUACCUUAAGGAGAAGAGAGUACACCAUUUUAGAAGAAGCAGAGCUGUUCUUAAAAGUGUUUGAUUUAAUGAGAUUGACUCAGAAGACCUGAAGUACUUCCAUUUGUCAUCUGUUACCUUUAUCCUACAGUUAAUAUAGAUGACAAACACUUGGCAAUUAUGUACCGUUUUGGGCAAACGUUCCUUGCAAUUAGCAUUUGGUUGUAAUUUCUAUGUUGCCUGUUUCUAGACAUGUUUAAAUUCUGUUAUUUAUUUCUAAAAGUGUUUGUAUGUUUCAUCUGUUUUAAGUGUUCUAAUUAACAGUUGUUCUCAAUUUUUAGAUUGUUUGUGUUUAUUCGUAAACUUUAAAGUUCUAUUUUAGUGCAUGUUGGCACUUAAAGUUUAUUAACGUUUUAACAUGUAUCUUCUGUACUUACUACCAGCUCACACUUAAUUUUUUUUUGCUAAAGAUAUUUUUAAAACUGUACUUGAAUCAGGUGAAUAUAUAUACCUUCAGUUGCAUCUCAGUGUCAUAGAUACAUAUCUCAGUACAGUAUUGCCUUAAAAAUCCAAUCAGUGAAACUGCCUUCACUAACUGUGUAUACUGCUUAGUCUGUUUUAUAACUGAUGAUUAAAAGUGUACUCAAGGAUGUAACUAAUGGUAUUAAUAUACUUAGUGAGUUGCACUUUUUUAUAUACUGAGUAAACUUCGCUAAUACCCUUAUCUUAAAAUUGUGGAAUGAACAAGUACUUUUUUGUGAUCUUAAGAUUUUUAAAAGUGGUCACCAACUUUAAAUCAAAGAAUUUGGAAAAGAGUUUAAUUAUGUAGACUUGAGUUUUAUGUCAGUAGAAUUCCACAAAUAAAUAUUUUGAGACGGA
Messenger RNA from Anolis carolinensis (green anole), 1898 nucleotides. It is a transcript of the gene dazl, whose product is annotated as deleted in azoospermia like. NCBI's taxonomy places the organism in Eukaryota, Metazoa, Chordata, Lepidosauria, Squamata, Anolidae. Gene Ontology annotation, cellular component: cytoplasm. The coding region runs from base 136 to 1104 and encodes 322 amino acids. The transcript has 11 exons. The record is from RefSeq and is a predicted model, not a curated record. Gene Ontology annotation, biological process: 3'-UTR-mediated mRNA stabilization; positive regulation of translational initiation. Gene Ontology annotation, molecular function: protein binding; translation activator activity; mRNA 3'-UTR binding.